This is a messenger RNA of Menidia menidia (Atlantic silverside), 2100 nucleotides long. The record is from the annotation of a GenBank genome assembly. Lineage: Eukaryota; Metazoa; Chordata; Actinopteri; Atheriniformes; Atherinopsidae.
AUGCUGGCACGUCUGUUUCGGCUCCACGGCCUGCUGGUGGCCUCCCACCCAUGGGAGGUCAUAGUCGGGACCCUGGCUGUCACCGUCUGCCUCAUGUCCAUGAACAGCCUGGCUGCAAGUAGCCAAGUGUGCAGCUGGAAUGAGUGCCCCAAAGCUGAGGAGGUAGUCCACAGCAGUGACAUAAUCAUUCUGACUGUCACUCGCUGCAUGGCAAUCAUUUACAUCUAUUUCCAGUUCAAGAAUUUACUACAGUUGGGCUCCAAAUAUAUACUUGGUAUUGCAGGGUUAUUUACAGUAUUUUCAAGCUUUGUCUUCAGCUCAGUGGUCAUCCACUUCUUUGGGAAAGAGCUGACCGGCCUAAACGAAGCCCUGCCGUUCUUCCUCCUGCUCAUCGACCUGUCCAAAGCUUGCACCUUAGCUAAAUUUGCCCUCAGCUCAAACUCUCAGGAGGAGGUGAGAGAGAACAUUUCUCAGGGCAUGGCUAUCCUGGGACCCACGUUCACCCUCGAUGCUCUGGUCGAGUGUCUUGUUAUAGGAGUUGGCACCAUGUCAGGUGUUCCUCAGUUAGAGAUCAUGUGUUGUUUCGGCUGCAUGUCUGUGCUGGCCAAUUACUUUGUCUUCAUGACGUUCUUCCCCGCGUGCGUCUCCCUGGUUCUGGAGCUGUCACGAGAAAGCCGCGAGGGCCGUCCCAUCUGGCAAAUGAGCCACUUGGCCCACGUGUUGGCUGAGGAGGAGGACAACAAGCCCAAUCCUGUGACCCAAAGGGUGAAAAUCAUUAUGUCUCUGGGCCUGGCCCUGGUCCACGCCCACACUCGGCUAACGUCUGAGCAGUCGGGCAACAACCGCACAGCGGAGGGACCCGUCGUAAAGAGACUGGACUCUGCCGGCGGCAUGUGGCCGCAGAAGCUCUCCAGCGUGGAGCUGGAGCACGUGAUCACCCUCAGCCUGGCCCUGCUUCUGGCUGUGAAGUACGUCUUCUUCGAGCAAGCGGAGACGGAGUCCACGCUGUCUCUCAGGAGUCCCAUUAGCAGCUCCUCCGCCACCCAGAAGCCCCGGGCGGCAGAGGACUGCUGCAGGAGGGAGCCUCCAGCCUCAAAGCCCCACAGAAGCUCAGGUGGUAUCCUGGCAACCAGCUCAGCCGCCUCGCCUCCCUCAGACGUGAAACCGUCCUCCGAGGCCGACGCCACCUUCAAAGAUAAGGCGCCACCGGCUCCCAUGGAAACCGAGCCCCUCCCUCAGACGUGCUGCGCCCCCCCGAGCUGCCGGUCAGAGCCCCGCUCGCUGGAGGAGUGCAUGGCCGUCCUCUCUGAUCCCCAGAGGGGUCCCCAAAUGCUCAGCGACGCAGAGGUGAUGAACCUCGUGACUUCCUGCAAGAUCCUGAACUACAAGCUGGAGUCGGUGCUGGAGACCCCGGAGAGGGGCGUGGCCAUCCGGAGGGAGCUGCUGGCCGCCAAGCUGCCCGUCUCCUCCGCGCUGGCCCGCCUGCCCUUCAGGGACUACGACUACUCUAAGGUGAUGGGCGCCUGCUGUGAGAACGUGAUCGGCUACAUGCCGGUGCCCGUGGGAGUGGCCGGCCCCCUGCUGCUGGACGGCAAGCAGUUCCACGUCCCCCUGGCCACCACGGAGGGCUGCCUGGUGGCCAGCGCCAACAGAGGCUGCAGGGCACUCUGGCUGUCCGGCGGCUGCAGCAGCAGGAUUCUGGCCGACGGCAUGACCAGGGGCCCCGUGGUCAAGCUGCCCUCCGCCUGCCGGGCCGCCGAGGUCAAGGUCUGGCUGGAGACCCCGGACGGCUUCGGCCUGGUCAAGGAGGCUUUCGACGAGACCAGCAGGUUCGCCCGGCUGGAGAAGCUGCUGGUCUGCAUCGCCGGGAGGAACCUGUACAUCCGCUUCCAGUCCCAGACCGGGGACGCCAUGGGGAUGAACAUGCUGUCCAAGGGGACGGAGAAGGCGCUGCACCGGCUGCAGCAGCAGUUCCCUGACCUGCAGGUGCUGGCGGUCAGCGGGAACUACUGCACCGACAAGAAGGCCGCCGCCAUCAACUGGAUCCUGGGCCGGGGCAAGUCGGCCGUGUGCGAGGCCACCGUUCCCGCCAAGCUCUGA